UAGCGAUCGGUGCGAACCGCGACUCUAAAAGCAGUUUGUGAGUGACAUGGUAGCAUUGGCAAGUGAAUUCAUUCAACGCCAGUCGUCUGGACAGAAAUGCAUCAAGAUGGUAGUAACGGACAGCAUAAAAAUCACUUUUACGGAAACACCAAUGGGUUCCCAAAAGAAGGCUUACAAUUUCGGGGCAGGAGCACAAUUUGCAACGGAGAUGGUAGCAGGGACAGCGAAGCGGAAAACGGCGGUUUUGAAACUUCAGGCGCAGGAGGGACAGACCAGCUGGAGGGAUCCGGGGCAGCUGAGAAUGACGCUCUUCACCUCAAGAGACGGGUGGGACUCUUCAGUGGGGUGGCUUUAAUCGUUGGAACAAUGAUAGGGUCCGGAAUUUUCGUUUCACCCUCAGGGCUUCUCGAGAGAACCGGCUCGAUUGGAAUGAGCUUCGUUAUAUGGAUGGCUUGCGGCUUCCUAUCAUUAUUGGGGGCUCUUGCCUACGCUGAAUUGGGCACCAUGAAUACAUCAUCCGGAGCAGAGUACGCGUACUUCAUGGAUGCAUUCGGAGCACCACCGGCGUUUCUCUUUUCAUGGGCCAGCACACUAGUUUUGAAACCAUCACAAAUGGCAAUUAUUUGUCUAAGCUUCGGAAAGUAUGCCGUCGAAGCUUUUGUAAGCGAAUGCGAACCACCUGACAUAGUUGUUAAAAUGGUAACACUAUUAACCCUGGUUGUGAUCUUGUAUGUGAAUUGCUAUAGCGUUAACUUAGCCACAAGUGUACAGAAUGUUUUCACAGCAGCCAAACUUGUAGCAAUACUUAUUGUUAUAUUAGGAGGAGCGUACAAGAUAAUCGAAGGUAACGUGCAACACCUUCAGCACCCAUUCAGAGGCACAAAAUACAAUUUAGGAAACAUCGCGACCGCUUUUUACACCGGUCUUUGGGCUUACGAUGGAUGGAAUAACCUGAAUUAUGUAACAGAAGAAAUCAAAAAUCCUUCAAAGUAA
This is a messenger RNA of Agrilus planipennis (emerald ash borer), 993 nucleotides long. It is a transcript of the gene sbm, whose product is annotated as b(0,+)-type amino acid transporter 1. Gene Ontology annotation, biological process: amino acid transmembrane transport. Gene Ontology annotation, molecular function: L-amino acid transmembrane transporter activity. The transcript has 6 exons. The record is from RefSeq and is a predicted model, not a curated record. NCBI's taxonomy places the organism in Eukaryota, Metazoa, Arthropoda, Insecta, Coleoptera, Buprestidae. The coding region runs from base 97 to 993 and encodes 298 amino acids. Gene Ontology annotation, cellular component: membrane.